Molecule: messenger RNA, 6749 nt
Organism: Chelmon rostratus (copperband butterflyfish)
Lineage: Eukaryota; Metazoa; Chordata; Actinopteri; Chaetodontiformes; Chaetodontidae
Gene: hspa12a
Product: heat shock protein 12A
Exons: 12
Coding region: 238-2253 (671 amino acids)
Source: RefSeq, a predicted model, not a curated record
CCCCCCUUCUUCAAAGCCCUCCGGACCCCAAAUCUUCUCCAUGUUCUUUUAACGGCUUUUUCUCAGAACAGGAAGCGGCAAAGCGAAGUGAAGUCGGAAGGAGCACCGAACUAGCCGCGUGGGGGCUGUUCUUGUUGAUAUUUUCCCUCUUUGGCCUGGUAUCCCCAGUAAACCAGGAAAAUUGCUUGGUGUAGCUGCAUCGGAGAGAAGGCUCGGGAGGAGGUGAAACUGCGGGAUAUGAUGACUGAGAAAGAAACCGUGACCGAGAAGAUAAUCUCAGAUGCGAUGGCUAAUCCUUCUCCAGCAAAGAGCAUGGGUGACCCUGGAAUCACCCCGCUAUCUCCUUCACACACUCAGCAGAAUGACACAGACCAGGUACCGUCAGAGCCGCCCUUUGUGGUGGUCGUUGCCAUUGAUUUUGGCACCACGUCCAGCGGUUAUGCUUACGCCUUCACUAAGGAGCCAGAGUGCAUUCACACUAUGAGGCGUUGGGAAGGCGGGGACCCUGGUGUGUCCAAUCAGAAGACUCCAACCACGAUCCUGCUGACUCCAGACAGGAAGUUCCACAGCUUUGGCUAUGCGGCACGUGACUUCUACCAUGACCUCGACCCCAGCGAGUCCAAACAGUGGCUCUACCUGGAAAAAUUCAAAAUGAAGCUCCACACCACUGCAAAUCUGUCCAUUGACACAGACCUUCAUGCAGCCAACGGGAAGCGAGUGAAAGCUCUGGACAUCUUUGCUUAUGCACUGGCCUUCUUUAAGGAGCAAGCACUGAAGGAGCUGAGUGAUCAGACAGGCGGCGAGUUCGACAACAAUGAUGUGAGAUGGGUGAUUACUGUUCCUGCCAUCUGGAAAAUGCCUGCAAAGCAGUUCAUGAGGGAAGCUGCCUAUAAGUCAGCUCUGGUGUCCCGGGACAACCCAGAGCAGCUGAUCAUCUCCUUAGAACCGGAGGCAGCAUCAAUCUAUUGCCGCAAGCUCCGCCUCCACCAGAUGGUGGACCUGGGCACCCAGACCACCCAGAACGGCUUCAGCCCCACUGACAACCUGGGCAGCGGAAUGACUCAAGCUAAGGAGCAUGUUCGGCGAAACCGGCAGAGCCGCACCUUUUUGGUGGAAAAUGUCAUAGGGGAGCUUUGGUCGGAGCUGGAAGAAGGUGACCGUUAUGUGGUGGUAGACUGUGGUGGAGGAACAGUAGACCUGACUGUCCAUCAGAUCCGUCUUCCAGAGGGACAUCUAAAGGAGCUCUACAAGGCUUCAGGUGGUCCUUAUGGCUCUCUUGGGAUAGACUACGAAUUUGAGAAGCUGCUGUGUAAGAUCUUUGGCCAGGAUUUCAUCGACCAAUUCAAGAUCAAGAGGCCGGCCGCCUGGGUGGACCUGAUGAUUGCGUUUGAGUCUCGGAAGAGGGCAGCAGCCCCUGACAGAACCAACCCCCUCAAUAUUAACUUGCCCUUUUCCUUCAUCGACUACUACAAGAAGUUCAGGGGCCACAGUGUGGAACACGCCCUGCGCAAAAGCAAUGUGGAUUUUGUUAAAUGGUCAUCUCAGGGGAUGCUGAGGAUGAGUCCAGAUGCUAUGAAUUCCCUCUUCAAGCCCACCAUAGACCACAUCAUCCAGCAUCUCACUGAGCUGUUCGAGAAGCCGGAGGUGAGCGACAUUAAGUUCCUGUUCUUAGUGGGAGGUUUUGCUGAAUCUCCCCUGCUGCAGCAGGCUGUCCAGAAUAUGCUCCAGGGCCGUAGCCGCAUCAUCAUACCCCAUGAUGUUGGCCUGACCAUUCUGAAAGGUGCUGUGCUGUUCGGCCUGGACCCCAGCAUCAUUAAAGUCCGCCGCUCGCCCCUCACAUACGGGGUGGGUGUCCUCAAUCGCUUCGUGGAGGGCAAGCACCCUCCAGAGAAGCUGCUGGUGAAGGACGGCACACGCUGGUGCACCGACGUGUUUGACACCUUCAUUGCCGCCGACCAGUCUGUGGCACUGGGUGAGAUGGUGAAGCGGAGCUACACACCAGCUAAGCCCUCCCAGCAGGUUAUCGUCAUCCACGUCUACUGCUCCGAGAAGGAGAGCGCGGGCUUCAUCAGCGAACCCGGCGUCAGGAAGUGUGGGACACUUCGCUUGGAUGUGAGCGGGACAGAAAGCACAGCACCACGACGCGAGAUCCAGACGCUCAUGCAGUUUGGUGACACUGAGAUCCGGGCCAUGGCAGUGGAUGUGUCCACCGGGCGCACUGUUAAAGCUAGCAUUGACUUCCUCAGCCAUUAAGAAGGGAAUGAGAGAUCUAAUGUUAGAAAAUAGUCCUAAGCAAUGGAGAUGGAAACAUACAGCUUACACACAUACACACACACACACACAUACAACAAGCUGGGGAUAUUUACUGGAAAGUGGUUAAUGCUAAUGAAUCCCAAGGCUCGGUCGCUCUCUGUUUAAGUGUGGGUGGAAGACAGUUUGAAUAAAAAUGAUAAGCUUCUCCUCAAACCCAGGCUGACAUUCAAUUGUAGAAUAAAUGUUACUACAAGGAAAAAGACAGUCUGGAUGAGUUCAGUGUGUUCUAGGUCCGUCACUUCACUCCGCCCCUGUUCUUUUUGAGGAGCUCCGUAGUGUUCACACACUCAUAACAAACCCAUCUACCCGGUGCUGAGGCGACAGCUUUGUCGAGGCAGGUUUAAGAGCUCCUGACAGGAACGGUAAAAGCUUAUCCACCGCUGAUGUUUGAUCACUUCUCAGCCUUGAUCAAUGCAUCUCUACACGCUUCACUUUCUUUAAUGUUUUCUGUUAGAUUACAAAAGGUCAUUGCAUAUGUGUGCACUACAAAACAUUUUGUGUGAUAAAAGUAUAAAAAAGGUCAUAAUGCCAUGUCAUCAAGCUUUGUUGGAAGGUCUUAAUACUGUUCAUGCUGAAAACGUAGAUCAGCUCCAUCUCAGUACACUUCUGAGGCCCGAGGCACUUCUUGCACGAUUCAGCCCUUAAACAUAAUAUAAACUAUUAACAUGUCACACUGCUGCCGGCUGUUUUCCAAAGCAUACCGUUUUAUUUUAGACUGAUUUUCUACUGUCAGAAAGCUAUUAUUAACAGUAAUGCACUGCAGUGAGCGUGCAUUCAUCUUAGUUUUAAGUUAUGUAAUCAUUGCAUAGUCAUGCCCAAAUGUCUAAAAGAGCCAAAUCCUAAAGAUACAAGGCCAAUAAGGCUAAAGCUUACAAGCUUUUAAGCUUGUUCAUAAUGAGUAACUAUUGGCCUAACAAGCUCCGUCUGGCUGUGGUUAACAUUGCAGCUACAGAUAUGAGGAAGACUGCGGGGCAGUGAAACAACAUCCACAUAUUAUCACCUUAUAACGCUGAUAUGGUUAACAAGAUAGCAAACUCACUAUUCACAUCCAGGAGACACUAAAAAACUUUUGCGUUUAUUUUUAAGUCAUGUUUGUAUCCAGCAGAUGAAGUCCAACAUUCACUUUCCGUUCACUGUUUUGGUCUCUACCAUCUCCUGAAGAAAAUGCUUGAUGCUGAUGAGGUUACCGACUUAAAUAUCAAUACAUGUUACCAAAUGACCGUCCAUUUUUUCAGUACUCUGGAGUACUGCAGUGUAACAGUCGGAACCAUAAAUGUACUGAUAUACAACCCUACGUGGAUGAUAGGAAGUCAGUCUAAAAGCUGAUGUCAUGCCCUGGAGAAUGUCCGGCAAUAAAGUGUAUCUGAUCUUAAAUAAAUAGGCCACAUCAAGCAAAACCGCUUUAAGAUCCACAGUUAAAACCUGAAUCCAAGAAUGUGAAACAUGCUGCAGGCUGAAUCUGAAAAGCAAAUACAACCAUCAAAUGCGCUUUAUUGUUGCCUUUAAUUGUUUAUGCUUCUGAUUAUUACACGUGGACAAAAUGCCACUUGCCCACUUGAAUAUUUUGAAUACAGGUGUGAUAAACAAUGAAGUUUAUUUCUGUAAAUACAGUAUUUAAAUAUUGUACAGAUUUUUAGCAUUGUUUCAGCAGCUUUAGAGCCAACGGUGUGUGUGUGUGUGUGUGUGUGUGUGUGUGUGUGCGUGUGUGUGCGUGUCUGGGAGCGUGCAUGCAUGCCUGUGUGUGUGUGUGUGUGCAUGUGUGCUUUCACAUGGACAUCCUCAACAGUGUUUUCUCACUAGCCAUAGCAUGAGAGGCGAGGCAGGUUUGACUGCUGUCUUCCUUCAAAGUGAGAGAUUGUAUGUGUCACCUGUUACUCUUUUUUCUUUUCUUUUUUUUUUUUUGCAAUCAUAAAAGAAACUUGAAUACCUCCGUCCUUAAAAAACUGUUUGUUUUGAAGUGGUCGCAGUAUCUGAAUGUGUCCAGCCCCCUUUUCCAUCCCGCCUGUUCUGUAGGGAUUUCAUAAUGAUUUCUUACAGAUACAUUUACAUACAUAAGGAAUAUUGAGACAAUGUGUUCAUCCUACUGCAGAGAACUUGAGCCAUUGAAUGCAUCAGAAAUUGUUGUUUGUGUGUUAAAGACUGAGACAUAGUCAGCAAUAAUCAUUCAAGUAAAGAGCCACCUUUCCAGAUGAUUAUGACAGGUUGACGUUCUAUAGUCUUAAUUAACAGAGUGCCUAGAAUGAAUAAAAUGUGAUGUCACCUAUCCCGUCAGAACAUGCAGUGCAUUCCUAGGCCCUCCUAACUAUAUACGUACCUUCAUAUGUGUACUGAAAGAGUGAAUUCAGGAGUAAGCGCUGAGCAUUGCGCGGAUUCAUUUCCACAGCUAAUGUUGAACAUGUUCAACAAAACUUCACAGGUUCACUUAAAGGGGCAUUACCAUGAGAUAAUCAGCCCUGGUAGGCAAGCAGGAGAAACUGCAACAACUUUGGUAGAAGAAAUCUCUCGUCCUCCAUCCAGCUGGUGGAUGUACUGACCACAUCGUGCACUGGGCACGUUUGGGUUUUGCUCACUUAAUCCCUUGAGAAAUGCUCAGUUGGUGUUACUUCUCAUUUAACAGCAGUUGUACAGAACUGGAAGGUGCGGCAGCAGAUAUGAUAGCUGUGGGCUCUGUUCCUUCAACACUGUCAAUCAGCACUGUAAAAGCAGUUUGCUAUAGUUCAACAGUGGAAAUUCUUGUGUGAAGGUCACAGUGUACUUCAAAAAAGCUCUGUCCCAGAACUCUAUGUCUUGUUGUUGUUGGUCUUUGUAGUGUCAAUGCAGUGCAAUAAUUGUACUGUCAGGGAACAGUCUUGGCUGACCGUCCCUCCCAGAAGUCCUUCAUGGUGUGACCGAAAUAGUUGCAACGCUAUUAAACACUGUGUAAAGUGGGCAUGAUUGUCGGAUUUUCUGUUUCGAAAAAAAAAAUGCUUUUAGACAAUCCGACAAGCGCUUAGUUUUAAGCAUACUGAGGCCGUCAGAGUUCACCAAAGUUGAAUUCAGCGCAAAAGCACUGCGCAGAUGUACUUUGCCUCCAUGAGUGACUGCACUGAUUCCAUAAAAAUGUUGCUGUCGUCAGUGCUGGCGUGACCCAGCCGAUACACCUGCGUCAGGGCAUCCUGCUGUGGCCCUUACAGUGGGAUACUUCCAGUUCAUCCUAACAAAACUCAACAAGGCAGAUGUUGUUUACAAGACUUUCCACAAGUCUCUAAGCUAGCUGAUUAGCGUGAAGCUAGACAUGAAACGUCCUUCACAGAAGCAGCACGUCAGAGCGUUGAUACUGGAAGAACAAUAAACCUUCUGUAAGUCAUUAGCUUGUUUGGCUCCAAAAAAAAAAAAAAAAGGCCAAGUAAUUGUAGAGUCAUUGGUGUUGAUCAACAACCCUCACAGGCAUAUUAGGAAUUUUGUGCUGUAGUGUUUCCAGGAUCUUGAUACGUUAAUAAUAAGAUCUUGCAGCCAGUUUUUAAAGCCAUUUUCUUCUUUAUUUGAACUGUGAAUCAAGGCUCGCCUCGCUUUUCAGUGUCAGUGUACAAAGUCGCACAAGUUGCUGUCUUCGGCACUCUUUCUGCAAUGCAUGUUUCGCAUGUGUCACAUAGGAAUGACUAAACAAGAGCAAGCAACAAACAGCAAGCUGAUUGCCAUUGCUAAUACACAAAGUCAAGGUUUGCCACAAACGACGGAGAUGAGGAAGAUGAUGGUAGUGUUUUCUGGAAUAAACUGUGUGCUCCGCAGCCUUUGGCUGGGCGGUGUGUACUACCCUGCUGCUUUCUGAGCUGACGGACUUGAUAUAAAUGCUUGUAACUGAUGGCAGCUCAUAACUACCACAGCAGGGCGGCACUUCACAUACUUUACUGAUAACUGACCUAAUAACCUUUUAUUCCCGCUACACACUUCUGUACUCACAAAGGAUGGAUAUCAAAUGGAAGAAUUUACUAACACCAUGUUUCUGUUGUUUCCUUGGUUAGAUUAGGCUAAUUAAAAUGUAUUUUGUGCAGCCUUGAGUAUUAUGUGAUGCACAGGAUGCUGUUAUGUAGCAGCUUUAUACUUAAAGCAAUGAUAAAACUAUAUGAAGACAUGUUUAGCUGACAUAUUUUCGGCGUGAGGCAGCAUUUGAUCAGAUUUAUGGUCAUUCGGUGGGGUUGAUUUGAUCGUCUAGCAAGCUUGCAUCUUGUACAAGUACCUGCUUAACAAUAUCUAAAGUAUACAAUAAUUAAGAAACUUUUACAGCUAAAAUGAUUGAGCUUGUAGUUAGGAUAAUAUCAGCAACACAACGUACACUUUGUUCUUUUAGUUCAUUAUUGAUGAUGCAAAGGAGUUUUGUUAAUGUUUUUUUUUUAUAUUGAGUUAAUUAAACGUCUUCUCUUGCAGUUUUCACACAGUAAUGAGUGUAUUUUGAUCAA